AUGACCGUGAUAAACCACAAUUCCUUCCCCCACAUCAUCGACUGCAUCUGGCAGAACCUCGACUAUGAGGGUCAACUCUUUGCUCGCGCAGUCUGCAGGCAGUGGCGAGACCGAGCCGACUCGCGGCUUCGUUAUAUCAGCUUCCAUUUCCAACAAACCAAGACUAGACGGCGCUGUGAGACAGUGUACAGCCGCGAUCUCGCGACUCCUUUCGCUCCAGCUGUCCGCCUCCACAACCUCGAACACUGGCUUCCCGCCCAGGGCCUGAUGCGGAAAACGGCCAGAGAGUCGGUUCGUCGGAGGACGGCUCCUAUUGAAUCCCGCCCACCGUCAAGAGCGGACAUAAUCAACUACCAGCUGGCGACCGCCAUCAUGCGGACCGCAAGGGUGAUCGACUUUGUCGGGUUCUGGGACAGGUACGCAAUGUGUCUUCCCAGUGGUGUAUUCUUGGACCAGCGGUACUCCCCUCCCUUCGACCAGUGCAUCAUCCGUUGGUUUGAGGGAAGCAUCUCUCCGAGGGCUCCGGAGACUUUCGUCGAUGAGGAAGCCUCCUUUUCCGCGGACGUAGUCAUGCUCGAGCUACGCUCAGAUUGGGCUGUGCAGACGCUCUUCGCACCGGCUUUCCGGAACCGGCGGAAGAAGGUCAUCAUCAACUACGCCUGUUAUACGAACCCCACAACCCUCUCGCUCGAUUACAGUGUUAUCGGUUAUGAGGUGCUGUACGUCAGUGACGUCCCAGUCGUGGUCGUCCUGCACAACAGAAUCGACGCGUCGACCGACAGCGACCACGAGACCCUGCAGACAAGACUCAUUCGCGAGUAUUCCAACCUCGUGCACAUCGGCUGUACGAUUGAUAUCGUUGGUCUCGAAGAGUUCCUCCCUCCGGGCACCCUAGCUCCCUACGUCAAGCUAGUCAAGGAGGAGAUCAUGAAGGGUCGUUUCAUGUACGAAAUCGAAGAUGAGGAAGACUGGCAGUACGACGAGGACUUGAAGUACUGGUGGACGCCGGAGGUGGAGAACUUGGACCGUCUGCGCUUCUGGACGCACGCUGAAUACCGUGAGCACGUUGGCGAUGAGAUGUAUCGCAUCCAUACUGUUAGGUAG
This is a messenger RNA of Trichosporon asahii var. asahii CBS 2479, 1104 nucleotides long. RefSeq lists its product as uncharacterized. NCBI's taxonomy places the organism in Eukaryota, Fungi, Basidiomycota, Tremellomycetes, Trichosporonales, Trichosporonaceae. The record is from RefSeq and is a predicted model, not a curated record. The coding region runs from base 1 to 1104 and encodes 367 amino acids. The transcript has a single exon.